AUGCUCUGUGCAACUUCCAAGCCCUUCUCACCAAUGGAAUUUUAUGGAUGGGAGAAUUGGCAGGGACUCCAGAUGAAAACUCACCGCGGAGUAUUUUAUUUUCCUACAGCGCUAUGUGCAGGAACGGCGCAAGCACCGUAUUUUCAAGAGCUCCUCAAGUCUGUAGCAGGCCUGGAAGAGCAGUUGAUGCAAGGUGGAGAUGAUGAGCUCACCAAAGGCGCAUCUGGAGCAAGAGGUGAUGACACCAAAAGUCUCAAGGGCGUGUGCUCAACUGGAUCACCCCAAGGACAGAGCCUUAUUCUUCCUCUUACUUGCAACAUGAAAAUUGACUGCGGUUGUCAUCAUGAAUGGACAGGCGCAUUGCUCUGUCCUGCUGGCCUUGACUGGUCCAAACCUAGAGCAUAUAAAUACGUUUUCACGUCCCCAGUUCUGUGGAUAGAGAACCAAGGGCCACUUGUUCGGCAAUGCCCGAAUUCACAGAAUGACAAGAGUUACUCUGCCGUCCGUCGCAUAUAUUGCAAUGCAGACACAGUCACUGACCUCGAACGGUUCUACAACUCCAUCUUAGAUAUUUUUGAAGACCCAUGA
Suillus subalutaceus is the source of this 588-nucleotide messenger RNA. RefSeq lists its product as uncharacterized. The coding region runs from base 1 to 588 and encodes 195 amino acids. The record is from RefSeq and is a predicted model, not a curated record. NCBI's taxonomy places the organism in Eukaryota, Fungi, Basidiomycota, Agaricomycetes, Boletales, Suillaceae. The transcript is spliced from 5 exons.